UCACGUGUGCUAAAUUUUGAGAGAAAGAGCAGAAGGAUUAAAUCAACAGCUCAGCCGCCCGCGGGGGUGGUGCCACUCCUUCAUUUGACUGGGAAAUCAUCAGUGGUGGAUAUCAGUGGAACUUUAUUUACAAAAACACUGGGUCUUUUAUUUAUUCUCCAGCCAGUCUGAAAUGUUCACCUCAAACACCCACUCGAUGUUUUUGACACUAAUCUUUUAUUUGCUGUAAACUUUUCUCCGAGCCAUAUGAUGUCAAUGACCAAAACAAAUGAGGUUUGGCAGCAUUUUACAAUAAUCCAAAAUGUCAUGUCAUUGGGUAUAUCUGUCAAAACAUGCUAGUGUAAUGAUUUGAAAAGUCAUUGGACUUUUUAAAGCAUUAUCCAGCUAUUUUAGAAAAGUAAUGAUUAUCGAACAGAAAAUAGAGUGACACACCAGGAAAUUACUGAGUAAUGAUUAUAAGGUUGGUGGGUGGGUGGAUGGAUGGAUAAACAUAAAUACAAAAAUAAUUAGGCCUAUUAAGUCAUCAUCAUAAAAACAACAUGGCAUUUUUGCGGUAUUACUGUUAAUGGUAAUGUUGUCCUGCUUUAUAAAUUGUGUUUUUCUUCAUAUGUAAACCGUUUUAGACGAGUACUUGGAGAGAUUGGACGCAAAUCCUCAGGGAGUGAGCGGAACUACGUAUCCCAUGCUGCACUGCACAUGACCUGUCACGUGAUCCCCGUAGUGAAACAUGGCACCUGUCUAGCACUACAGGAACUGAAUUGCAAUUUGACAGAGAAAUACAAUAUCGUCGCGUCUGUUCUUAAAUAUACGAUGCAGAAAAUCAAGUCUUUGAUGGCCCGUCAGGGCCUGAAAAGUCCUCAAGAGAGUGUGGUCGACAUGAGCCCCGUGGAGAACUUCAGGAUCCCCAGCAAGGAAGAGCUGCGGGAACUAAGAGAGCAGCCCACUGAUCCCCAGGCAGAGCAGGAAAUCAUCGACAGCAUUGAGGAAGUGUACUUUUCCAGCGACUCCUUCGACAUGGUGCAAUACGAGCUUGAGAAACUACCUCCCGAUCUGAACCUCCAUGAACUCGAAGAAUACAGAGAUAAGCUGAAGAGACAACAAGCAGCCGUGUCUAAAAGAGUGGCAGACCUUAUUCUGGAGAAACAGCCUUCAUAUGUUAAGGAGCUUGAGAGAGUGACGUCUCUUCAGACCAAUCUGCAGCUGGCUGCCGUAAUCUGCACAAAUGCACGAAGGCAGCUUCGCUCUUCUAAAGAGGGCUUUACUGAAGCCAGUCUGGGGCUUCUGGCCAAUCAGAAACGCCGACAGCUGUUGACAGGAUUGCUGAAAUCUUUGAGGACCAUAAAGACUCUACAAAGAACUGAUGUUAGACUCAGUGAGAUGCUGGAGGAGGAGGAUUAUCCAGGAGCCAUCCAGUUGUGUUUAGAAUGCCAGAAAGCCGCCAGCACUUUCAAACACUACAACUGUAUAAGUGAGUUGAAUUCCAAACUGCAAGACACCUUGGAGCAAAUAGAGGAACAGCUAGAUGUGGCUCUGUCCAAAACCUGCAAGCACUUUGAUGUCUCUCACUACACCAAAGUUCAACUGGCGUAUAAGCUUCUGGGCAAAACACAGACGGCCAUGGACCAGCUGCACAUGCACUUCACACAAGCCAUCCACAACACCGUCUUCCAGGUGGUUCUGGGAUACGUGGAGCUGUGCGCUGGCAAUGCCGACACCAAGUUUCAGAAGAUGCAGUACAAGGAUCUUUGCACGCACAUUACCCCAGACAGCUACAUCCCCUGCCUAACAGACCUCUGCAAGGCAUUGUGGGAGGUGAUGCUCAGUUACCACCUAACCAUUCUGUGGCACGAUGAACACUACAAAGAAGAGGAGGCAGUUCCUGCAGCAGAUGACUCCACCGUGGGCCGCAGUUACGUGAAAAAGAAGCUGGAGCAUGGCUUAACCCGAAUCUGGCAGGACGUCCAAUUGAAAGUGAAAGCCUAUUUGCUGGGAACAGACAUGUCCAACUUCAAGUACGACGACUUCAUUGUGGUGCUGGAUGUUAUCAGCAGGUUAAUGCAGGUGGGAGAGGAGUUCUGCGGAAGCAAGUCGGAGGUAUUGCAGGAGUCCAUUAAGAGACAGAGCGUAAACUACUUUAAGAACUACCACAGAACCCGCCUGGAGGAGCUGCGAAUGUUUCUUGAAAACGAAACGUGGGAGCUGUGCCCUGUGAAGUCCAAUUUUAGUAUCGCACAGCUUCACGAGUUUAAGUUCAUGGGUCAGUGUCGGUCUCCCUCAGUAUCUCCCAGCCGACAGUCAGAAUCCAUCGAGCCUGUGGAUCUUUCUCUCUUUGAGCAGUACCUACAGGGUGGAAACCCAUUUGAGAUGCAGAUAGAUAAUAAGGAAGAAGAAACAGAGGAUGUCCUGGCUUCCAAUGGGUAUGAGUCAGAUGAGCUGGAGAAGUGCGUGUAUCAGGACUACGACAGCGAUAGUGACGUAGCCGAUGAGCUGAAGCAGGACUACGUGGAUGAACAAACAGGAGAUGUGCCUGUAAAGAGCGUGUCCAGAGAGACCCUCCGCAGCCAGAAGAGAUCCGACUACAAUCUCAACAGAGCCAAUGCCCCCAUUCUUACCAACACCACCCUCAACGUGAUUCGUCUGGUCGGUAAAUACAUGCAGAUGAUGAAUAUUCUGAAGCCCAUCGCCUUUGAUGUCAUCCACUGUGUCUCUCAGCUCUUUGAUUAUUACCUUUAUGUCGUCUACACCUUCUUCGGCCGCAAUGACAUGAACAUGCCAUCUGCAUCUCUGCCUUCUCAAGGCUCUCAGGCUGGGUUGUCCAGACAGACAGCCCCUGUCUAUUGGUACGAAUCUUCUGGGCUGGGUCUGAUCAGCAGCAGACUGAGGACUACUCUCAGCAGAAUCCAGGAGAGCCUUAUAGAUAUGGAGGCUGGAGGAGAAACUGCAGGUCCUCAUGCACCUAAUGAGGAAAGGAAGGAGAAGGUCCCCAGUCCUCACCUCAGUCAGCUGGUGGUCCUCAUGGCUAGUGAAACGCUCUACGGUUUGGCAGAGAGAGUCGUCGCCACUGAAUCGCUAGUUUUUCUGGCAGAGCAGUUUGAGCUUCUUCAGCCCCAUCUCGACACUAUGAUGCCUUCAGCCAAGAAGCCUUUCCUCCAGCAGUUCUACUCACAGACUGUAUCUACAGCCAGUGAACUCCGCAAGCCCAUUUACUGGAUAGUGGCAGCCAAAGCCAUAGAUUACGAACAGAUGCUUUUGCUGAUGGUGGGAGUGAAAUGGGACAUUAAAGAGAUAAUGUCACAGCACAAUGUCUACGUGGAUGUCCUUUUAAAGGAGUUCGAGAAAUUCAACCAGAAGCUUGGAGAUGUUUCGAAAAUAGUUCGGAUUCCCCUGCCAGUUUCCAAUGUCUUAUGGGAGCACUGCAUCCGUCUGGCCAACAGGACAUUAGUGGAGGGCUACGCUAACGUGAAGAAAUGCAGUAAUGAAGGACGAGCGCUAAUGCAGUUGGACUUCCAGCAGUUUCUGAUGAAGCUGGAGAAGCUCACAGACCUCAGGCCAAUUCCUGACAAGGAGUUUGUGGAGACCUACAUCAAAGCGUACUACCUAACUGAAAAUGACAUGGAGCAGUUCAUCAAGAACCACAGGGAAUACUCAAUGAAGCAGCUGACCAACCUGGUCAACGUCUGCCUCGGGUCCCACAUCAACAAGAAGGCGAGACAGAAGCUCCUCGCAGCUAUCGAUGACAUUGACCGACCAAAAAGAUAAAUAUUGACCAUCUACUCCAAGCUCUACAGAAUCAUCAUGGAAAUCCCAUACACACACUCUUACUGGUACACAGGAUCCAUAGCAUCACACAGCUCAUGUUUUGUUUACCAACCGUCUGCUGUUUAUAUUUCAUAAGGAGUGUAAGCAGGACGUGCUGUGACUAUACGAGGGCUGUGAAUGGUAGUAAUAGACAGUAUGUAAUGAAAGUGUUACCCUUUUCAUUUGAAUGACAACAAUAAUGACUUGACUCAUGAACUGUCAUACAGUACAGUAACUUCAUAGCGGUUUCUAUAGCAAAGUCCGUAUUUGCUUAUUUUCUAAUGGAAUGUAUAGCAUGAGUAUCACUUUUUAGCAUUAAAAGUGACAUCAUCGCUGCGGGUCUCUGGUAUUUUAAAGAGAAAGCAUGUACUUCCUGUUUUGACAGGCUGCUGUUGCUUAUAGCUAUGUCACGGAUCUCGCCCUGUUACACAAGCACAUCAGACAGCGCUUUACCUUGCAACUUAUUUCUUUACCAUUGAUUUUAUAUGACACUUGCCGGUUGAUCCCAGAGACAUAUUGUAGUAUUGUUGUCGAAACCUUUGUGCAGGGAAGUGUUUACUUGUUUGUCCGUAAUAUUAAUAGUAACACUUGAAAAACAACUCUAUAUACAUUUCUGUUAAAAGUGAUGCAUUGUGCUGUGAUGGGCUAUUUAUUUCAGUGACUUUAUAUCGCUCGCUGAUAUAUGUUGCUUUGUGUUGUGCCGUUUUCAGAAAUAUGACGAAAUUGUGUAAUAAUAUUCAGCUGUACCUAGAUGAAGGAAAGAUGGAGAAAUAAAUACACUAACAUUCUUAUUUGAAUGAAUGAUGGUGGUUUUGACAUUUUUUGUGCUCUGAUGGUGUUCCACCCACCUCUCUUUUUUCCUUUGAUAUUCUUUGCUGGAUAAAACAGAGAACUGUAUUUUGAUGUACAAGCAUGCUGAAGCCUCAUAGGUAGCAUGGCUGAUCCUCAGCUCUAUUCUCAGUGGAUUUUUUUUAAAUGAAGUUGCCGGUCUGAGUCCCUGAACAUGCUUCUGUUUGUCAUUCUAAUCUUGCUGUUAGACUCGAGCGCAGGGCCGGAUGUCCCUUAGGACACCUCAUAGCGCAGAGU
Molecule: messenger RNA, 4884 nt
Organism: Triplophysa rosa
Lineage: Eukaryota; Metazoa; Chordata; Actinopteri; Cypriniformes; Nemacheilidae
Gene: vps50
Product: VPS50 EARP/GARPII complex subunit
Exons: 30
Coding region: 697-3759 (1020 amino acids)
Biological process (GO): endocytic recycling; retrograde transport, endosome to Golgi
Cellular component (GO): EARP complex
Molecular function (GO): SNARE binding
Source: RefSeq, a predicted model, not a curated record